Closterium sp. NIES-67 is the source of this 9240-nucleotide messenger RNA. The record is from the annotation of a GenBank genome assembly. NCBI's taxonomy places the organism in Eukaryota, Viridiplantae, Streptophyta, Zygnematophyceae, Desmidiales, Closteriaceae.
ACUCUUGAGUCCUGCUUCUUCAUGAUUCCUGAUGCCUGAAGAGAAAUGUGGUAAUUCCUGAAACACACACACACAGAGAUAGCAACUGUAGAACUUGUAGAACUUUCUUGCACAGAGCUCUUGUAGAACUUUCUGGCGGUUUACUCUGUACGGGUGUGUAGCAACGCCAGCACAUCAGUUAUUCAUCCGAGGCCGUUUAGAUCAGUUUGAGGACAGCGGCGAGGUAGACAACAGCUGGUGGAUAGUCGGUUUAAGCGUAAUGAUUUUUUAGACGCUACACUUUAUUAACAGACUACGAAGUCCACCUCUGGCGGAUUGCAUAUACUUUACGAAGUAACGCAGUAACGAUGGUGGAACCCUCAUCCGCCACUGAUGAGAACUACUGCGAGACUGAAAAGGCCGAGCAUCAAACCACCACCUUCAACAAUAACGGCUUCCUCCUGUCCGUGUCGGAAAUUCACACUCCGCUAAGCAAACGCGAGACCAACAGCGACAUCCAUUUCCGACCCUCCGCCUUCGCGUCGUCGCUUCGGGACACGAGUCAAUCGAACCACAAAUUCCAUCCUGGCAGCGCCACGAAUCACAGAUUCCAUCCCGGAAGCGCUGCUCCUUACGGCAGCGCUGCUCCUUAUGGAAGCGCUUCUCACGGAGGCCACGGGAGCCAUGGAGGUUACGGAAGCUACGGAACGCCAUCGCACACCCGAGGAGGAGGGACGAGGAUUCGGCAGUCGCCGGCGGUGCAGAGGAAGGAUAUGCUAGCGAUGAUGGAAGCGAGGGACUUAGCGGAACGAACGGCCAAGGCGAUUUUCGAGGAGAAACAAGCCCUUGAGGCGGAGCAUGAGCGGUUAUCGGAGGAGUACGAGGAGAAGGAGGUGGAGCUGGAGGCGGCUAUGGCUGCCAGGGACGCGGAGGUCAGCCGACGGAAACAACUGGAGGCGGCCUUGGCAGUGGCGGAGGGGAAGGACGGCGGCGGAUGGAGGCAGAGGGAGCAGCGAUUGCAAGAGCAGGUGCACGAGCUCAAGCGAGAGGCGACUGGGCUAAAGCGAGAGCUGGAAGAGGCGAAAUGGCGCGAAGACGCCAUGACGGAGAAGUUACAGGGUUACCAGACGAUGCUUGAGGAGGGCGCUGCUCGGAGUCUCAGGUCGGAGGCGGCAGAGAGGGAGCUGGGCGAGGCGAAGGAGACGAUAGCUCGGCUGGAGACCCAGCAGCGGCGCCUGCCGCACCUGGAGAAGCAGCUGCAGCAUCUGAAGGCGGAGGUGGAGCAGUGGAGAGCCAAGGCCGAAGAUAUGCAGCGAGAGGCUACCGAACAGCGGACCAGAGUCAAGGUUUUGGAGGCCGAGAAGGCUGGGCUCGAACAGCUGGUGGCUGAUCUGACGUCCGGCCAAACCACUGAAGAUGGGUCGGCAGUGGUCAAUGCUCAGGGAGAAGGGGGACAAGUAGCAGACGGAGAGGGGGAGGAGAGAGAGGAAGAGGAGGAAGAGGAGGAGGAAGAGGAGGAGAAGCAGGAGGAGGAUGAAGUGAAGCAGAGCCUGCAAGCUUGGAAGGAAACCUAUGUGGAGUUUGAAGGCAUCAGAUCCGCUUAUGAUGAGCCUGCUUCUCAGGCACCUCAAAAGGUGCUUGAAGGAGCCAAAGCCCCCCUACCCACCUCCUCCUCCUCCACCUCCUCCUCCGACUCUCACCCCGCCUCCCCUGCUCCAGCCCCUUGCUCCGUGGGCCCACAGACUGGUUACCAGAUAGGAACGCCAGGGGGGCCUCGGGGGCGAAUGAGCUUGGCGCCAGGAAAGGAAAGUCUAGGAGGGCCAGGAAGUUUGGGCCCGGCGGAAGCCCUGCUGCAGGACAGGGAGCAGAGGGCGGCGCAGCUCAUGGCAGCAGAGGCAGCUCGGCUGGAGGGGGAGAAGGAGAAGGCGCUCCUCUCUGCUGACCUCUCGUCCACCAGGGCGGAGGUGGCUCGUUUGGAGAGGAGCAUGGCGGAAUCAGAGAAGCUCUCCAAGCAGUGGCUGUCCUCGCUACAAGCAGAACUCGCUGCAGUCAAAAUGGAGCUGGACCGGAAGGAGCAGAAGCUGGAGGAAGCUACACGCGAGUUGCACGCCAAGAUCAGGAGUUAUGAGAGGCUGGAACGAGCCUGGGAGAAGCAGCAGGAGGCGUGGGGCAGAGAGGCGCAGGAAGCAGCGGUUCAGCUCGUUUCAGUGGGGUUGGAUCUGGCUGGGGGGCGUUUUGAGCGUAGUGAGAGUGGGAGGGAGUGGGAGGAGGAGAAGGGGGAGAGGGAGGAGGCAUGGGCGGGCAGGGAGAAGGAGUGGGAGGAGGAGAAGCUGACGUGGAUUAGAGAGCAGCUGACUUGGGCGGCGAAGGAGCGGGAGUGGGAGGAGGAGAGGAAGGAGCAUAAGGAGCAGAGGGAGCAUUUGGUAUGGCUUGAAACGAGCCUGUCUCACGCAGAGCAGGAGAAGCUGGGGCUGCUGCAGUCGAAGGAGGAGGUGGAGCAGGAGAAGGAGAGAAUAGAGCACGAGAGGGAGGAAUUGGAGCAGGAGAAGGGGAGACUGGAAGGGUUAGUGGGGGCCCUACAGGGAGAGGCCCUGAGGAUCACGCAGGAACUUCAGCUGCAGCAGCAGGAGCAGGAGGAGGAGAGGAGGAGACGGGAGGGUGUGGUAGUCUCCCUGCAGGAAGAGGCUCUGAGGCUGACGCAUGAGCUGCAGCUGGUGCAGCAGGAGCAGGAGGAGGAACGGAAGCAAGCAGAGAGGGAGCAGCAGGCAGCGCAGCAGGCAACGCAAGCUCUCCAGCAAGAGUGGGAGCGGAAGGAGGAGCAGUGGACAGCUUGCGAGACGCGAAUGGCUGCUAGGAUUGAGUCCUUGGACGAGGAGCUCGCUGGGCUGAAGGCAGCACGCACAGCAGAGGAGCAGGCAGCGCAGCAGGUAGCGCAGGCUGUCCUGCAAGAGUGGGAGCGGAAGGAGGAGCAGUGGGUGGUUUGUGAGGCGCAAAUGUCUGCACGGAUUGGGUCCCUGGAUAACGAGCUUGCUGGGCUGAAGGAAGCACGCACGGCAGAGCAGCUGGCAUGGGAGGAGAGGGAGAGCAGCUGGAGUACUGAAUCUGAAGAGCGGGGACAGAAGGUCGCGCAGAUGGCUGCACGGAUUGGUACCCUGGAUGCGGAGAUAGCUGGGUUGAAGGCAGCACGCGCAGCUGAGCAACAGGGAUGGGCGGAGCGGGAGAGAACCCAGAUAGAGGAGUGGGGGCAGAAGGAGGAGCAGUGGGUGACUGAGAGGAGCGAGCUGGUUGCCAAGGGCGAGGAGGCGUCUGCUCUGGCUUUGGCUCUGACUGCAGAGCUGGCUGCUGUGAAGCAGGCAUAUGCGGGGGACCAGCAGCAGUGGGCCGGGAAGGAACAGCAGUGGGCGGAUGAGAAGAGGGAGCUGGUUGCCAAGGGAGAGGAGGUGUGUGCUCAGGCGACGGCUCUGACUGCAGAACUGGCUGUUGUAAGGCGGGCUUAUGCGGGGGAGCAGCAGCAGUGGGCCGCCAAGGGGCAGGAGUGGGAGGUGCUGGCGCAGCAGCAGGUGGUGCGGCUGGGAGAGAUGGAGACAGAGCUUGAGUGUGCCAGGGCAGAGAAGGCCGCUGUUGAGGAGGAAUUGGAAGGCGUGAGGCAGGAAGCGGAGAAGCUGACGAGGGCCGUUGAUUCCAUGGAGCAUGAGAAGCAGGAGCUGCUCACAGCCGUUGAUUUACUGAAGGAGGAGAUGGCGGCCGAGCAGGAGGGAUGGAGCGUGAAGGAAGGUGAAUGGAGGGAGGAGAAAAAGUUGCUGGGCGAGCAGAUAGGGGAGCUUCAAGAGGGCAUUGCAACCCUCCAGCAGGAGAGAACGGAGUGGGAAGGCAGGGAGAAGGAAAUCAAGCAUGCCAUAGAAUGCUUGCAGGAGGAGGAGCAGGCUUGGACGUGCAGGGAGUCGAUUCUGGGCGUGGCGCUUGCAGCACUGGAGCAGGAGCAUUGUGUGGCGAAGGGGGAUCUAGCAGAGAAGGAGCGAGAGCUUUGCGUGAUGAAGGGGGAUCUGGCAGAGAAGGAGCAGGCGAUUGAACACUGGCAGGAGAAGGAGCAGGCUUGGACGUGCGAGGAAACUAUUCUGGAGGAGGCCCUUGCCGCACUGGAGCAGGAGCUUUAUGCGGUGAAGGGGGAUCUAGCAGCAAAGGAGCAGCAGUGGGUGGGGAAGAGGGGAGGGAUGGAUGCACAGAUGGCAGCUCUGCAGAAGGAGCUGGCAGCAGCUAAGGCUGACGUGGACGCUGCUAACGAUGAGCUGGCAGCAGUGAGGAAUGAGCUGGCGGCAGUGAGGAAUGAACUGGCGGAGAGGGGUCAGGAGCUUGCGGUAAAGGAGAGGGCAUGGGCUGAGAAGGAGACGGCUUGGGAAGAGCAGAGGAAGGAUGUUGAGGAGAGAGUGAGAGAGCUAGAGGGAAGCAUUGCCUGUUUGGAAGGAGAGAGAGCAGACAUGCAGCGCGAGUGGGGGUCCAAGGAGGUGGAGUGGACGGAGAGGGAGCAGCAUGUGCUGCUGGUGCAGCAGCAGCAGGAAGAGGCAGCAGCAGCUGCCUUGUCAGCCGAAAAAGCAGCAAGGGAAGAGGCGGAGUCGCAGGGGCAAGCGUGGCUGGCGCGGGCCGAAGCAGCAGAGCAGAGAGAGAAGGAUUUAAAGGAGGAGAUGGAGGGUGCGGUGAAGGAAGGGGCGGCCAGGCACCAGAGGGUAGUCAGGGACUUGACUGAGGCGCGUGGGAAGCUGGAUACAGUCACCGAGCGGUUGAAUGCGGUGCUGGGGGAGAGGGAUGGGUUGAAGAGAGAGCUGGAGGGAAUGAGGAGGGAGUUCGGCAGAGAGAGGGACAGGUGGGUGAAGGAAAAGGAGGGUUUGGAGGAAAGGGUGAGGGGUCUGGAGGAGGAGGGAUGGGAGAUGAGGGGGUGGGUGGAGAGGCUGCAGGGGCAGAAGGCGGGGUUGGAAGAGACGGUUGGGAAGCUAAGGGAUGCGAAUGUGGGCUUGCAGCAGGCGAAUGGGCAGCUAGAGGCGAGUGUGGGGCAGCUUGGGUCGGAUAACGCGCAGCUGAGAGCAGCUGUGGUUCAACUGGAGGGGCAGAAGGCGGGGUUAGAAGAGACGGUGGGGAAGCUGAGGGAUUUCAAUUUGGAGCUUCAGCAGGCGAAUGUGGAGCUUGAGCAGGCGAAUGGGCAGCUGAUGGGGGGCAAUGUUCAGCUAGAGGCGAGUGUGGGGCAGCUGAGGUCUGCUAACGCGCAGCUGAGAGCAGCUGUGGCGCAGUUGGAAGGGGAGAAGGGGGGGUUAGAGGCGGAGAGGGAGGAGUGGCGGGCGGAACGGGAGAGGCUGGAGCGGGAGAAGGAGGAGGUGCGCUGUGCGAAUGUGGAGGUUGAGGCUGAGUGUGCUGAGCUGAGAGGGGAGAGGGGAGAGCUGAGGGCCGAACUAGCACAGGCUAUGUCAGAGAAGGAAGGUGUUGAAGCAGCGAAGGAGCAGCUGCAGGAGGAUCUGAUAAAGGCUCGGCUAAAGAAGGAGGAGGUUGAGGCGGAGAGAGAGCAGCUGAAGGGCGAAAUGGCACGGGUUUUUUCAGAGAAGGAAGAGGUUGAAGCGGAGAGAGAGCAGCUGAAGGGCGAACUGGUACAGGUCUUUUCAGAGAAGGAAGAGGUUGAAGCGGAGAGGGAGCAGCUGAAGUCGGAGCUGGAACAGGCUCAGACAGCGAAAGGACAACUCGAAGGGGAGAGGGAGCAGCUGCAGGGUGCACUGGCACAGGCUCUGAUUGAGAAGGAGGAGGUUGAAGCAGAGAGAGAGCAGCUGAAGGGCGAACUGGUACAGGUCUUUUCAGAGAAGGAAGAGGUUGAAGCGGAGAGGGAGCAGCUGAAGUUGGAGCUGGAACAGGCUCAGACAGCGAAAGGACAACUCGAAGGGGAGAGGGAGCAGCUGCAGGGUGCACUGGCACAGGCUCUGAUUGAGAAGGAGGAGGUUGAAGCAGAGAGAGAGCAGCUGAAGGGCGAACUGGUACAGGUCUUUUCAGAGAAGGAAGAGGUUGAAGCGGAGAGGGAGCAGCUGAAGUCGGAUCUGGGACAGGCUCAGUCAGCGAAGGGACAACUCGAAGGGGAGAGGGAGCAGCUGCAGGGUGCACUGGCACAGGCUCUGUCAGAGAAGGAAGAGGUUGACGCAGAAAGGGAGCAGCUGCAGGGUGAUCUAAUGGAGGCUCGGCUAGGGAAGCACGAGGUCGAAGGGGAGAGGGAGCAGCUGAAGGGCGCACUGGCACAGGCUAUGUCAGAUAAGGGACAGAUUGAAGCUGCAAGGGAGCAGCUGCAGGCAGCACUGGGACAAGCGGAUACAGAGAAGGAACAGCUCGUGGCGGAGAGGGAGCAACUGAAGGCAGGAAUGGGCGAGAUGGAGAGAGAAAUCAGCCAGCUGAGGUCGGAAGGAGAAGUUCUAGCCGCAGCCAAGGGAGUGCUGGAGGCGGAGAGAGAGGUGUUGCUCGUUGGUAAGGCUGAGCUGGAGACUGAUAUAGAGGAACUGGAGUCUGCAGGCGUGGCUUUGGCUGCAGCUAAGGGGGCGUUGGAGGAGGAGAGAGAGGAGUUGCUAGUUGGCAAGGCUGAGCUGGAGAAUGAAAUUGGUCAGCUUAAGUCUGUAAAUGAGGCUCUCGGUGCGGCUAAGGAGGGGCUGGAGGCAGAGAAGGAGGGUCUGCUGGUUGAAAGGGCGGCGAUGGAGAAGGAGAGGGGUGGUUUGCUGGAGGAGAGGGAGGUGCUGCAGAAGGAGAAGGCAGACUUGGAGGAAAGAAUGGAGAGGGCGGAAGGGGAAAUAGAGGCUGGGGAGCAGGAGAGGGGGAGGUUGCUGGCUGAAAAGGCUGAGCUAGAGAGGGAGAGGGGCAGACUGCUGGAGGAGAAGGAGGUGCUGCAGCAUGAGAAGGCUGAGUUGGAGGAUAAGAUUGAGAAGGCGGAAGGGGAAAUAGUGGCUGGGGAGCAGGAGAGGUCGAGGUUGGAGGAGAGGGUGGGUGCUCUGGCAGGGAAUAGGGAGGAGCUGACGGUGAACCUAGGGGAGGUUGAAGCUGAGAGGGCUCGCCUGGUGGAGCAGUUGGGAUACCUGAACAGAGAGAGGGAGGCACUGCUGGGUGAAAGGGAGGAGCUGAAGGUGCAGCAAGGGGAGCUGGAGGCUGAGAGGGCGGCUCUUGUGGAGCAGAAUGGGUCGUUGCAGGCAGAGAAGGGCGUGCUGCUGGGUGAAAGGGACGCGCUAGUGCACGAGAAGGCAGCCGUGGAAGCUGUGAGGGAUGGGCUGAAGGUGCAGCAAGGGGAGCUGGAAGCUGAGAGGGCGGCUCUUGUGGAGCAGAUGGUGGGGCUUGAGGGGGAGAACGCCCUGCUGCACGAGAGGGUGUCGGCUCUACAAGGGGAGAAGCAGACCGUUUUGGAGCGGUGGGAGGAGCUGGAGGAACGGUUGAGAGGAGUAGAGGGGGAGAAGGCACUGCUAGAAACUGCAUUGGCUGAGCGUGAGGGCGAUGUGAGGCGGCUAGAGGAUUCAGUGAAGGAGCUGGAGCGGGCGAAGAAGGCGGGGGAGGAGGAGGCCAGUGCAAUGAAGGUGGAGCGGUCGGAGUUAGUGACCACCCUGCUGCAGCUGAAGGAAGCCUUGAGGGAGCGCGAGGGAGAUGUGAAGGGGUUGGAAACUGCACUGGCGGAGCGCGUGGGUACUGUGAGGCAGGUAGAGGAAGCUUUGAGGGAGCGCGAGGCCGCUGUGAAGGGCCUGGAAACUGCAUUGGCAGAGCGUGAGGGCGCUGUGAAGCAGCUAGAGCACGCAUUGGCCGAGCGUGAGGGCACUGUACAGUGGCUGGAAGGGGCAGUGGAGGAGCUAGAGCAGGCGAAGAAGGCAGGGGAGGAGGAGGUGAGUGCAAUGAAGGUGGAGCGGUCGGAAGUGGAGGCCUCACUCCUGCAGCUGCAGGUGCGGAAGGUUGAGCUGGAGGCAGGGCUACAGCAGACGAAGGAAAGGGAGGUGGGGUUACAGGCAGGACUGCAGCAGCUGAAAGCAGAGAAGGAGGAGCUGGAAGGAGUGAUGCAGGAGAUGCGGCGGGAGGGGGAGAGGAAGGAGGAGGAGUGGGUGGCGGUGCAGAGGCAGAUGGAGGAUGGGGUGAGGGGGAAGGAAGCUGUGUGGAAGGAGCUGGAAGGGAGGCUGAGGGGGGAAGUAGAGGAGAGGGAGGGGCGGGUGGGGAGGUUGCAAGGGGAGGUGCAGGGGCUACUGGCACAGAUUAGUGAGGAGAAAGAGUAUGCUAUGGGACUGAAGGAACAAGUGAAUGAGCUGGUGGUGGUGAGGAGCCAGUUAGAGGAGCAGAGUGAGGAGGAUGUGAGAGAGAAGGAGAGGUUGGGGGAGAGAGUGAGGGAGUUGGAAGGGAGGGUGGCGGAGGUAGAGGAGGGGAGGGAGAAGGUACUAAAGGAGUGUGAGGAUGAGCUACAGAGGAGGGGAGAGGAAGUGAGAAAUAUGAGUGAGGAGAUGAGGAGGAUGGGGGAGGAGGUGAGGGAGAGGGAGAGGGAAAUGAGGAGGCGGGAGGAGGAGGUGGUGGCGGCGGUAGAGGCGGAGAAGAGAAGGGUGCGGCAGGAGUAUGUAGAAAGGGAGGUGCGGAGGGAGGAGAGGAUGGAGCGAGAGAUUGCCAGGAUCCAAGCUGCUGUGCAGGAGGAGAAUCAGACGCUGAGGCACAAGGUGGAAGGCCUGGAGCAGAGGCAGGAGGAGAUGGAGCAGAGGAUUCAGGGGGAGAGGGAGCAGCUGCAGGAGAGCCAGAAGCAACUUCAGGCUCUGGAGACCCAGCUUCUCGCUAAGGAGCAGCGGAUGCAGGUGGCUGAGCAACAGCUUCGGGCCGAACGCGAGAGGAUGGCUCGGGAGCAGCGGCUGAUUUCGCAGGCCUUGUUUGACGCGAACUUGGAGCUGAUGCACCGGUCAAGAAGCUCUUCCUGAGUGCAACUGUGAUACAAGGAACACAUAACCUAAUAGCUUGUUAAACUUUGAUCACUGAGGUUGUUACACUCUAAUUUCCUUGCACCAAGUGGUUGUGUAUGCAUCUUGGGGGCUGCUAUUUGCUAUUCUUUGGCCCUGCUAGUCGUUUUAGUGGCACUAACGAACCAUAAUUCUAUCAUGUUGUGUAGUGUUUGAGCUAGAGGGGUUGGUCUGUGUCAAGAGACCCACUGGCUGGGGUCGUCCUACAUAGAAGAUCAUCGGAAGGGCCACAGGCUGCUAUGCGUGGGGGACUAUGGGGUGCUGACCCGCUAUUGCCCCUUUAGCU